Messenger RNA from Cantharellus anzutake, 505 nucleotides. RefSeq lists its product as uncharacterized. The coding region runs from base 287 to 445 and encodes 52 amino acids. The record is from RefSeq and is a predicted model, not a curated record. Lineage: Eukaryota; Fungi; Basidiomycota; Agaricomycetes; Cantharellales; Hydnaceae. The transcript has 4 exons.
UAUGCUGACAGCUGGCCAGGAGGAGUGUCGGAAGGGGUUGAAUAUCCCUACCUGCGUUUAAGAAAAGCCUGUGCAUCUGAAACAGCUUGAUCAGCACCAACUUCGUCCUCUCUUUCUCUGAUUGUCCCAUUUGUCAGAGCUUUGCCACCGUUUCCCUGCAGCAUCUCUCCUGUUGACAGAUCGGUCACGGAAGGCUCUGAUGCUCGAGAGACACAGCCUCAUGAGCCCCGGAACAAGAUUUCAAUGAGCGUUUCUUUGGCUUGCUUCGAUCAAGGAUGGAAAAGCCAUGAGCCGAGAUGCGAAAGUCGUUGAUGGCUGGGAUUUUAAUAGGAUAAUACCUUGUCCUGGAACGUCAUCGAGACAGGAGGGAAGGAAGCGUGGCGAUCGACGUAUACCGGUUUCUUGGAAUGAACAUGGUGACAGUCGGUUUUUAAUUGGGAACUAGAAUUAGGGGGGAGAGAGAAAAUGAUAAUGAUUCAAAGGAACGCCUUGGUUGGAUUUUUUU